AGGUGCAUAAUAAAAAGGUGGUAUCCUGUGAUCUCAUAUUUCUCAAUUCUCAUCCACACAAACCGCCAUCGACGAAGGCCUCGCUCUCAUCUCAUAAUCAUAUCACCUCCGCGGAAGCAGUUUCGCUUCCCUUCCUCCUUCCUCGAUCUUCUCCGAUUCCGAAGCCACCGUCAAAAUGAACGACACAGAUGUCUCCCAGCAAAUCCAGCAGAUGGUCAGGUUCAUCCGCCAGGAAGCCGAAGAGAAAGCCAACGAGAUCUCUGUCUCCGCCGAAGAAGAAUUCAACAUCGAGAAGUUGCAGUUGGUUGAAGUCGACAAGAAGAAGAUCCGCCAAGAGUACGAGCGCAAGGAGAAGCAAGUUGAUGUUCGCAAAAAGAUUGAGUACUCUAUGCAGUUGAAUGCUUCUCGGAUUAAAGUUCUGCAAGCUCAAGAUGAUGUGGUUAAUAAAAUGAAAGAAUCUGCAACCAAGGAACUUUUGAAUGCGGGCCGUGAUCAUCAUGUGUACAAAAACCUUUUAAAAGAUCUCAUUGUUCAGGGUUUGCUGAGGCUCAAAGAGCCUGCUGUCUUGUUGCGAUGCCGGAAAGAUGACCUGCAGUUGGUAGAGGCUGUGUUGGAUUCUGCUGCAGAGGAGUAUGCUGGCAAGGCAAAUGUUAAUCAGCCAGAGAUAAUUGUUGACCACAACAUCUAUCUUCCAUCUGCCCCCAGUCAUUAUGAGUCUCAUGAGCCAUACUGCUCUGGAGGGGUGGUGUUGGCUUCUCGAGAUGGAAAGAUUGUGUGUGAAAAUACACUUGAUGCCCGUUUGGAUGUUGUGUUUCGUAAAAAACUUCCAGAGAUCCGCAAGCAGCUCUUUGGACAAGUUGCUGUUUGAAGUCUUUGGUUGUAUUGUUUCCUUGCCCCUAGAAUAUUUAUAUUUUUCUGCAGAGAUUGUCUAUGACCGGAAGAUAUGUCGUGCCAUUGCUCCUGUAAUCUCAGUAUUGUUAUCCUUUUGUUACUUCAAUUUUUUGUGGCAUUCGCUUCACAUCGUAUUUGUUAGGGCAUGCGAUGUCGUAGAAGUUAUAGUUAUAAUAAGUGCUCGCUACAAUUUGUUGAUGUCUUUAGCUUCUUUGGUAUUUAAGUGGCAGAUAUAUUGGACAUUGCUGUUGCGUUGUGGUAGAACAACAACUGUUAUCUUCUGGUGUUCAUCGUGCAAAUAAAUAAAGCUCAUGAAGAAUUAGUGAAA
Lotus japonicus is the source of this 1219-nucleotide messenger RNA. RefSeq names its product V-type proton ATPase subunit E-like. Gene Ontology annotation, biological process: proton transmembrane transport. Gene Ontology annotation, molecular function: proton-transporting ATPase activity, rotational mechanism. Lineage: Eukaryota; Viridiplantae; Streptophyta; Magnoliopsida; Fabales; Fabaceae. Gene Ontology annotation, cellular component: proton-transporting two-sector ATPase complex, catalytic domain. Bases 176 to 868 code for a protein of 230 amino acids. The record is from RefSeq and is a predicted model, not a curated record. The transcript is spliced from 6 exons.